Molecule: messenger RNA, 1974 nt
Organism: Linum trigynum
Lineage: Eukaryota; Viridiplantae; Streptophyta; Magnoliopsida; Malpighiales; Linaceae
Source: the annotation of a GenBank genome assembly
UCCAAUUUGGAACGUCCGCAUUUUUUUUAUGUUAGGCUUUACUAUUUAUGGUUAUUUUGAUGAACAUUUUUCAAUGUCUGCAUUUUUCCUAUUACAUAAUUUUUUUUGAACAUUUUUCAAUCAAUUUCUCGAUGUACUAGAAGUAGACAAGCAGGAUUAUGACCCAAUUAUGGUGAAGGCAGUCAACCUGUUAGGGUUAGUCGGAAGAUUGUUAACGGACAAAAAACAGAACCUGAAGUCAAUGAAGAUAGCAUUAAGUAGCGGCGGAUCCAGAACAGGUUAGAGCAUUGGACCACAUUUAAAAAUCGGUGGCUAGGGCUGGGCCGUAACCCUAUAAACAUUGAAAUACAUACCCAAAAUCGAAAAUUUUAUACGAGCUUUGGAUCCGGGGAGGGCUGGGCCAUGUCAUGGAGGCGGCCCCCCUAGAUCCACCACUGGCAUUAACGAAGGCGUGGAACUUGAGGCACACCUUUCAUAUGACUAAUAAGGAGAACCAAUUGUAUGGGUUUCUCUUUCUUGACCAACAAGAUAGAGAUAAAGUCCUCCGUGGAGGUCCAUGGCACUACGACAAUAACCUGCUGAUUUUCAAAAAGGGGGACGCUUUCCAUAAACCUAGGAUGGAAGAUUUCAACAUAAUGGAGAUAUGGGUACGAAUCUUUGGCUUACCAGAUGCCCUGAAGACGACUGAGAUGGCACACAAAAUUGAUGAGAAUUUUGGUUCUUUAAUCUGGGUGGACUCAAGAGUAGACACUCGCACAAAAGACUUCCUACGUUUAUGUGUAGGGAAGGACAUCAGAACACCUCUGAGACAGAAGCUGAAAUUGAAAGUACAGGGGGAGGUAAUGAAAUAUCCAGUGAAAUAUGAGAUCCUAUGUUCUGCUUUUCUUGUGGUAUAGUAGGACACCCAAAAGCAUUCCGCAAAUCUAAAUUUGCUGAGGGAGAGACCAAUUUGGGCCAGAGCUACGAUUGGGAAUAACACAAAGUAAAACCUGGCAAUCCAGACAAGAAAAAGAGGAAACUGAUGAGCUUUGGAUGGCGCUAAGGGCCAAGUUCGACAAAGAAACCAUUACAUAGAAGAUGCGGAUAGAAGGCAUGUGACAGCCUGAUGAAAACUGGAAAGGUACAGAAUAUACUGAUCGGGAGAUACCUCAUCGUCAAAAGACAUCUGUAUAUGAAAAACAUAAACAGAUUUAUAGUUUGUCUGCAGCAGAAAAGUACCAACCUAAGACAUACAGGGGUUCAGCAGAGGAAGCAUGGAAUCAGAGGGAAGCCACGGCCAGCAGGAAUUUAAUCUGGGACAACAUGAAAACAAAUGAAUCACCAAAGAUUAUUGCAAAUACACCAGACCAAAGAUGUAGUGCGAGUGAAAAAGUGGAUGAUAGGACAAGAACAAAGCAUGGAGUGGAGGAUAUAGGGUCCGAAAUCAGAGAGGGAAUGCAAUUUCAUGUGGGCAUUGUGGGAAAGACAGAGAAUCCAAAGAAGCAAAAGCGCUAGCAUAGACAACCCUCACAACAAAUGGCCCCACAGAAAAAUACAAUUCCACAGCUUUAAACCCAAAAGAGAAAUUUUCAAAGUGGCAGUGUGGGAGGGGAGAAGGAGGAGACAGUAACAGUCUGAAUUGGGAGAGGAAGGAAACAAGCGAGCAAUGAUUCCAUGCCAAACCCAGCAACAGAAAGGAGAUUUGUCAAAUGGGGUAUUACUUCACAGCCCCAAUGAAGAUGUGACAAUGUUGUAGGAAAAAGAAGUGGAUGGCGGUAUGGCGGACCCUGUGAAAGAACAGGACCGCCCAGCCCAAUGAAGAUAUUGUGUUACAAAUGGCGAAGGUUGGGAAGUCCCCAGGAAAUUAGGCAACAGCGGUUUUUACUCUAGGAACAGACUCCCCAAAAUUGUUUUCUUGAUGGAAACCAGACUUGAUGAGAAAGGAUGGAAGUCUACUAUGGAAGAUUUGGGAUGGAAUAAAGGAUUGGGAGUUCC